UCCCACCGUCUAGAGAUGGCCAUCAACACGGAUUCCGCCUACGGGAAGAGCGCCCUGGGGGAGCGGGAGGUCUCCAACCCGGUGGGCUUCCAGGACACGGAGAAGCUGCUGAGCGCGUCGGCCGCCGAGCCCAGCGGCCAGAGCAACCUCAAGCCGUCCGACUCCUUCUCCCUCAACAUGCGCGGCAGCGUGCGCUCCCUGGACGCCGAGCAGAACGGGCACCGGUCGCCCCUGAAGUCCGGCUCCGUGGGCCAGCUGCCCACCCCGCCCCGGUCCACGUCCCGGCUCAGCCUGGGCCCGCUGCCCUCCCCGGUGCCGCCCGGGUCCGCGCCCCAGGCUUACCUCUGGCUGGCCGUGCUGUCCUGCUUCUGCCCCGCCGUGCCGCUCAACAUCUGCGCCCUGUGGUUUGCUAAUGUGUCGAGGUCUGUUCUCCACACAGGAGAUUUAGAAGGCGCUCGGAAGUACGCGCGUCUGUCGAUGCUGCUCAGCAUCCUGGCCAUGCUGCUGGGUGUGGCUGUCAUCAUCUUCAUCGUGUUAACAAUAGAGACGAAGGCAUUCUAAACACCCUCCUUUAACUUCAUCUGAUCUCAAAUUUGCACAAGAGGAGGAUUGGGAGGAAGAGGAGGAGAGGGUCAAGUUUGAAGAAGAAAAAAAAAGCACAAAAUCAAACUCAAGUGACUGUAAUUUACAAACUAUUGUUAUUUCUGCUAUGAACUUAAAAAAAAGAAGAAGUUGGAGGAGGAAAGAAGUCGCAUUCCAUUUCUCUUUGCCUGAAAACCCCAGAAACUCAGGAACCACGGACGGAAGGAGAAGAACGGCUGCACACGGUCACUGUGGACACACUGCAACUUACUGACUGAAGCGUCGGACACACACACACACACACACACACACACACACACACAUACACACACACACACACACUGAUCAUUGGAAAUUGUGAUGGGAGGAUCUUUAAAAACACGGGUUUAACACUCCUCUGGUCUGUAACGUCACACUGCCUGCUCCGGCUUCCCUCCCUGAUAUCCACUAAAGAAAUAGAGAGCGGCUCGUCUCUCUGUGGGACUCUGGGUAUUUAUAAGCCGUUUUCAUACACUGUUCACACCACCUGUGUAUCCACCACAGCAAAGCCCCCCUGCGGUCAUGGUGUGAUGUGUUGCUUCGCCUUCUCACGCGGUAGAACUGAACCGACUUCCUGUUUUUGGGACUCUGGAUGUCUGUACCUCAUUAUGUUUACAAUAUACUGCAAGGUCUGAACGGGGCCGCCGCCCUCCUGUAUGCACCGACGGCGGCUCCCCGAUGCUCAUGUUUCUAUACAUUUAUACUGUACGAGUGGUUUCCCGUGCCAUAGUUCUGCAUGUCUGAAAUAAACGUGAA
This is a messenger RNA of Salarias fasciatus (jewelled blenny), 1377 nucleotides long. Its product is annotated as trafficking regulator of GLUT4 1-like. Gene Ontology annotation, cellular component: membrane. NCBI's taxonomy places the organism in Eukaryota, Metazoa, Chordata, Actinopteri, Blenniiformes, Blenniidae. The coding region runs from base 16 to 561 and encodes 181 amino acids. The transcript is spliced from 3 exons. The record is from RefSeq and is a predicted model, not a curated record.